Messenger RNA from Micropterus salmoides (largemouth bass), 832 nucleotides. It is a transcript of the gene smim15, whose product is annotated as small integral membrane protein 15. The record is from RefSeq and is a predicted model, not a curated record. Lineage: Eukaryota; Metazoa; Chordata; Actinopteri; Centrarchiformes; Centrarchidae. The transcript has 2 exons. The coding region runs from base 138 to 362 and encodes 74 amino acids.
CGUCAUAUCCAAUCACGAGCGAGCAGAACCUCACCAGUUACACUUCCCGGAACAGGGAGGGGCUGGUACGUAUUGCCGUGGGUAUAAACACAAUCUCUGCAUUUUGGUUUGAUUAAGCCUCAUCGUUGCUGACCAGAAUGAUUGACGUUCGGGAAUGGGCAGAGUAUGUGGUGGAGUGGGCUGCCAAAGACCCCUAUGGUUUCCUCACCACUGUCAUACUGGCUCUCACACCUCUCUUCAUUGCCAGCGCACUGCUGUCCUGGAAACUGGCCAAGAUGAUCGAGGCACGUGACCGGGAACAGAAGAAAAAGCAGAAGCGUCAGGAAAACAUAGCCAAGGCCAAGAGGACCAAGAAAGACUGAGCCUGUGAGGGUACAAUGAGGGCAUAAGAAAGGAGGAGCAACCACCAUGCUCACAGCCCUCCUUACUCCAAAUAAUGACACAGUGCCCUUCCUUGUCCCAGCCCUACUGUCAGCACAGGGCCACUACGCCUCAUGUCCGGGGUAGGAGGAGGGACACUGGCUCCACAGUGCUGAGAUGGACAGUACUGCCCGGAGAAGGCUCGUCCCAGUGGGACUUCGGUCAGCAAGAGCACAGUGGUCAUCUGUAUGAUUUUUUUCUUUAGUUUUUUUUUUUUUUUUUUUUUUUUUUUAAGAGAGGUCCGCUGAUAAUAUUGUGCAGCUGUUGCAACACCUUGCAUUCCAUUGUUAGCGUCCAUGUUCUGCUGAAUUGACGAUGUAACGAGCAAUCUGGAACUUUUUCCAAGUCACUUGCAAAAUAUCCAAAAUACUACUUUCUAAUCAAUAAAGUUUUCAUGGUUGAUAAGAAAAUC